Molecule: messenger RNA, 2390 nt
Organism: Pseudopipra pipra
Lineage: Eukaryota; Metazoa; Chordata; Aves; Passeriformes; Pipridae
Gene: ATP1B4
Product: ATPase Na+/K+ transporting family member beta 4
Exons: 9
Coding region: 156-1127 (323 amino acids)
Biological process (GO): sodium ion transport; regulation of DNA-templated transcription; potassium ion transport
Cellular component (GO): sodium:potassium-exchanging ATPase complex; nuclear inner membrane
Source: RefSeq, a predicted model, not a curated record
UGGGGACCCAAACAUGAGGCGGGAUGCAGUGAGGGGGCUGCAAAGGGCACCAGAUUCCAGAGGACUCAGGAUGGGAUCCUGUUGCAUUGAGCUCACCCCUCUUGGGAAAGCAAGUUAUUUUUUGAUCCACUCCUGAACGCUGAGCUUUGCAGGGGAUGGACAGGAACACCAGCACCAGGGGCAUGGAGGGCCAGCACAGCAGUUCCAGCCAGGAGGCGGAAAAUAAGCAUGAGGAGAAGGUCCAAGAUCCUGACAGAGGGAAGGACGAGACCAAGGCAGAGAUGGGGAGCAAAACCUGGGCAGACCUGGCUGGGGAGAUGAAGAUAUUCCUGUGGAACCCGGAGGAGAGAACAUGCCUGGGGAGAACAGCCAAGAGCUGGGGCCUGAUCUUACUGUUUUACUUCGUUUUCUACACGUGCCUGGCGGGAAUGUUUGCUUUUUGCAUGUACGUGAUGCUGCUCACGCUGAGCCCCUACACGCCCAGGUUCCGGGACCGCGUGUCUCCGCCAGGAGUGAUGAUCAGGCCGUACUUGAAUGGGUUCACCAUUGCCUUCAAUGUCUCUCAGCCCAACACGUGGCAGCCCUAUGUGGACAGCAUGCACCACUUCCUAGCAGCUUAUGAUGACAAAGUUCAAGAAGAAAAGAACAUCGAGUGUGUCUCGGGACAGUACUUCAUCCAAGGGGGUGAUGACAGUGAGGAGAAGAAGGCCUGCCAGUUCAAGCGCUCACUGCUGCAGAACUGCUCUGGCAUUGAGGACCCAACAUUUGGAUACUCCAAAGGCCAGCCCUGCAUCCUGCUGAAGAUGAACCGGAUCAUAGGCUACCGCCCUGGCGCUGGGGUCCCUGUGAGGGUGGACUGCAAAGUGCAGAAAGGCAAUGAGAGCCAUCUCAGAUCCGUGGACUUCUACCCUGGGAACGGGACGUUUGACCUCAUGUAUUAUCCCUACUACGGCAAGUUCACUCAUGUCAACUACACAUCCCCACUGGUGGCCAUGCACUUUACAGAUGUGGAGAAGAAUCACUUGGUCCCCAUUCAGUGCAGUCUGAAUGGGAAAGGGAUUAUCAAUGACCUUAACAGCGACCGCUUCCUGGGCCGAAUCAUCUUCACACUCAGCAUUGGGAAGUAGCCACUGCCAACACCAGGCACUUAGGUUAAGUCAGUCAGAGGCUUUUUCCUUUUUAAAGCUUCAAGCCAGCAUUUUUUCAGCUAGGAAAAACAGGCACAUGGAGAUUAUUGUUAUUUAUUUUUGUUCAUAGUUAGGAAACAAAGGAAAUGCAAUGGAGCAUGGAUCCACAUUUUUCAUCCCCUGAUGUAAAUCAUUAUUAGUAAAAAUUAAGUUAUCUCCUGGGCAGAGAACCUGCAAAAGCAUUUCAGUUUUGAUUAAAAAUCCUCUGGUAUCUGAAUGCUAUUUUCAUAAGGUCUUUUACGAUUGACCCCUGUGGAAUGCAUUUUUCCUGGCUUUAAAUUUUAAAUUUUACCAUAGUUUUUAUGUGCAUUUCUCAGGCAAAAGCUAACAAGAGGGUAGUUUAUUAGCACUAUUAUUGUUAAAAUAAUAAACAGCAAAAAUUCUGGAUUAUGCCUGCAAUAACUGAGUUAAAAAGUGAAAAUGGCAGUUCUCAAAAUGCCUUCUAGGACCUUCAGCACCAGAAGCAUCUUGACUGCAGCAUUUUACACAGCUUGUUCAGCACACCCAGGGUGUUGAGCAAGGGCCACAUAGAAAAUCAUUUGCCCUUGAACCUUUCCAGCUGUUCCUUUCUGAUGUGGGAAGAUUAAUGCAUUUGUCCCUCCCUCCUCCUCACUCCAGUACUUCUCUCUGCCCCAGGAAUCCUCAUCAAGUCUCUUAGGCAGGGCCAAGCAAAAGGAGCCCUCUUGUCAUGGUUCACAGGUUGGCAGUGCCUCAUUGCUUCCCCUGAUCAGGCACAGAAGUGCCCAGAGCUUUCAGACUGGUUCUUCCCUGGUCCAGAGAGGUCACAGCUCUAACGCUGCAGCAGCCACAGGGAAACACUCGGUGGUUUAAUUGUUAAAGGGUCAAUGUGGAUAUGGAUGAAACCCCCAGCUCAUCAUCCCCAAAGGCUGAUGGAGCACAUCUGUCCCUGUCCCUGAGCAACCUCUACUGCACGGGCCACCCGACCCUCCCAGCCCUUGUGUCUGAGACAUGAACUGCACUCUGCAUGUUGGGAGCUACGAGAACACAGCAGGACAGGACACCUUGGGAUAAUGUACUAGUUGGAAAGCACACUUACUAAAAUUAUUGACUGAACAGGAGCAUUAUGGUAUGUUUGUCCUACAUCCUAGUCCAGGUACUUAAUCUGCCGUCAUUUCCUGAUCUAUAUAAGUCUCUAAGAAGUAAUUUUUUGUAUUAAAAAUAAAGUGACUACAGUAAAAUUAA